This is a messenger RNA of Carassius auratus (goldfish), 2055 nucleotides long. Its product is annotated as palmitoyltransferase ZDHHC16A-like. The record is from RefSeq and is a predicted model, not a curated record. Bases 194 to 1360 code for a protein of 388 amino acids. The transcript has 11 exons. NCBI's taxonomy places the organism in Eukaryota, Metazoa, Chordata, Actinopteri, Cypriniformes, Cyprinidae. Gene Ontology annotation, molecular function: palmitoyltransferase activity.
ACUCCGAUUCCCAGAAUCCCAAGCGUGACAGCUCACAUCUAUGAGCGUCAGAGUCAGACGGAGACACAGAUGAAAUCAAAGGAAUAUAAAUUAUUUGUCUCCGCCUAUCUCGAAAUAAAAUAAAUAAAAACAUUCAGCGAUAACAUGAGUUGAUUUUAUCGCAGGUUUAGGAGAUCUUGGGCAGGGAUUUAACAUGCGUCCCUGCUCUACUGUCAUGCACCUGCUGCUCCGAUGCAUGCGCAGGUGUUGCAGGCACAGUCACAGGCACAGUCGCAGUCGCAUGGCCAGAAGACUAAGGCAGCCUGUUAACUACAUCAGACUGAUCUUCAAAUCCCUUUAUUUUAACUCCCUUACCAACUCUGAAGUGUUGCUGGACUGCAUCCUUGAACCAGUGUUUUGGAUGGUGGAGGUUGUCACACGCUGGUUUGGAAUGGUUUUUGUAUUUUUAGUAGUAGCUCUUACCAGUUCUGUGGUUUUCAUCGGUUAUUUCUGCCUUCUACCGUUGGUCCUCCAAACAUACUCUCCUGGCUGGAUGAUUUGGCACAUUUGUUACGGACAUUGGAACUUGGUCAUGAUAGUCUUCCAUUACUACAAGGCCACAAAAACUCCCCCUGGAUACCCUCCAAAGACGAAAAAUAAUGAUGUCCCGUUUGUGUCGUUCUGUAAAAAGUGUGUCAUUCCUAAACCAGCACGAAGUCAUCACUGUGGCAUCUGUAAAACCUGUAUUCUAAAAAUGGAUCACCAUUGCCCUUGGCUUAACAACUGUGUUGGUCAUUACAAUCAUCGUUACUUCUUCUCCUUUUGUCUCUGUUUGACUUUGGGCUGCAUGUAUUGUAGCAUCAGCGGUCACAGUCUGUUUAUCGAUGCAUACAAUGCCAUAGAUCAAUUCAGACACUUGGAAGCGGAGAAACAGGGUGUCCCGGUGACAGGGAUUGGGUUGCUCAUCGGCAUUGUCCCAUCAGAAGGCAUGGCUGGGAAGGUAGUGCAGGUUUCGCAACCUCCAUACACCUACAAAGACAGAAUGUUUCACAAGAGUGUUAUGUACAUGUGGGUCCUCACAAGCACAGUGGCAGUCACCCUAGGAGCUCUCACACUGUGGCAUGCUGUACUUAUCACCUGUGGAGAAACCAGCAUUGAACGCCAUAUAAACAACAAAGAGGCCAAACGUUUGGCGAAACGUGGAAAGGUCUAUCGGAAUCCUUUCAAUUAUGGUAAACUAAACAAUUGGAAGGUCUUCUUUGGUGUAGAAAAGAGAAGUCAUUGGCUGACACGAGUUCUCCUACCCUCUGGACACAGCCCAUAUGGUGACGGGCUGACAUGGGAUAUUUACCCUCUUAAGAAAGACAUGAUGCAAGUCUGAGAUAUUAAAAACUUGACUGUUUCAGUUGCUGAUGAGCAACAUUCUCAUCAGGGUGAGUCUCACCCACUGUGCCAAGACUGAAUUCAGAACCAGAGACCUGGGAACACGGGAGUCUGCAGAGCCAGGAUUUAGGAUCUUACUGGAUGCAAAAUGAAAGGGCUGUUCUCCAAAAAAAAAAACACCAUGCAUAUUUUGGAUAUUUCUAUCAGUAUUCUGUAAUGAAAUCCAUGACUGUUGUCUGUGUGAUCUAUGAAAGAUAAUGUGUUUAAAGGGAUAUUUCACCCAAAAAUAAAAAUACUGUCAUUUACUUACCCCUAAAUGAACCUGUUUGAGUUUCUUACUUCUGCUGUGCACAAAAGAAGAUAUUUUGAAGAGUUUUGGUAACCAAACAGUUGAUGGUAGCUAACAUCCUUAGUAUGGGCAAAAGUUACUAAUGUACAAUAUUUUGUGUUCAACAGAAGAAAGAAUCUCAUACAGGUUUGAAACAAGUGGAGGGUAAAUAAAUGGCAGAAUUUUUUUUUUUUUUUUUUUUUUUGUAAACUAUCGGGCUUGUAGCCAGGUUGAGAUUAAGUUUGACUAUGUAAAUAUAAUUUUUUAACUCAUUAUUUAUGUCACGUACAGUAUCAUUAUUUAAAUCCACUGAAAUCCAAUACUUCAAAGUCAACCACAUCUGAAUAAACUUGGCUAGAAUUGUA